This is a messenger RNA of Hemiscyllium ocellatum (epaulette shark), 1934 nucleotides long. RefSeq names its product CD209 antigen-like protein C. The transcript has 8 exons. NCBI's taxonomy places the organism in Eukaryota, Metazoa, Chordata, Chondrichthyes, Orectolobiformes, Hemiscylliidae. The coding region runs from base 49 to 864 and encodes 271 amino acids. The record is from RefSeq and is a predicted model, not a curated record.
CUGUAAGUGAACUCACAGCUCCCAAAGCAGCUUCAUCCAGCUCAGAACAUGGAGUUGAAAGAUCAUUAUCAAAAUAUUGAUGAAGUUUAUUGCAACCAACCGAGGAGAGUUCAUGGCAAAGCGAAGAGCAUGAAAUCAGAACAUGGUGUCCGAUCAGCAGAUCCUGUCCGAAGAAAAUGGUCACCUUUGGUCAUCUCCAUUUUUCUAGUUCUCUCCAGCCUGUUGUCAAUGGUGAUUCUCGGCACUUCAAUCGUACUGUUUUCACAGCUGUUCAGUGAAAUGAAGGCAUCACAUACUGAUUUCAGAAUGGAUUUUACCCAGUUGAAAGAUAAUGUUUCACAGCUGUUCAGUGAAAUGAAGGCAUCACAUACUGAUUUCAGAAUGGAUUUUACCCAGUUGAAAGAUAAUGGUACAUCUGAGGCAACAAGAAAUUCAUUAACUCAACUGAAGAUGGAAAUUUCACAGCUGAAGGAGACUCUGAGUCAUUUCCAAUGCAUCGAAGGUUGGAGCCAGUCCAAGCAAAAACUUUACUACUUUUCCCGUCAUUUAGCAAAUUGGGAAGAUGCGCAAAGAUUCUGUAAAUUCAUAGAUGCUGAUCUUGUUGUCAUUAACAGUUCUGAGGAGAAGGAAUAUUUACAAAUGAAAAUGAAACACACGCAUUGGAUUGGACUCCAUGACACCGUUGAAGAAGGGAAAUGGCGCUGGGUGGAUGAAACUGAUUAUGGUUCAAAUGUGAAGUUUUGGAGGAGUGGCCAGCCCAAUGGUAACAGAAAAGAAAAUUGUGCCACAAUGUCUUCUGAAGGGAAAUGGGACGAUUGGCCAUGCAAUUCUAUGCAUCGCUCGAUCUGUGAAAAAUCAGUGUGAUGUUCUGCUUCCUUGGUCCUGGAUUCACCCAAGUCAAUUCAUCAAUUAGUCUACCCCACAUCUCUCCAUCUCCCACCUCCCCAAUCUCCACUGUCACUGCAUCUCUCUGUUCCCUUCCACAUUCUCCUUCACCUUUAUCGCUAUCUCUAUUUCACCACCCCCUGCAAAUGUAACCACUUGCCCCCCCCUUCCCCCCCAUCGCACUCAACUUCAUUCCACUUCCCUGGAUGUUCCUCUACUCCAGUUCCCCUUUCAUCUCGAACUUCCCCUUGACAUCCAAAGUCACCUUUAAUUACCGACUUCCCCUUGACACUGAACUCCUUUUUUGAUCCCAUCCUUUUUUUAUCCCCACCUUUCCCUUGACUCCCAACUGCCAUUUAUUCCUCACUUUCCUCUUUAAUCUCCAACUUUCCCUUCCACCUUAUUCCCCACCUUUCUCUGUUUGUGGAAUUUGCAGCUGUCUCUGCAUUAUCCUACAACAAGAUCCUCAGUUAUUCUGUGUCUUCAGUGGGUGAGCUUCUCAUGGUAUUCCAUAAGACCAUAAGACCGUAAGACAUAGGAGUGGAAGUAAGGCCAUUCGGCCCAUCGAGUCCACUCAGCCAUUCAAUCAUGGCUGAUGGGCAUUUCAAGUCCACUUACCCGUAUUCUCCCCGUAGCCCUUAAUUCCUUGUGACAUCAAGAAUUUAUCAAUUUCUGCCUUGAAGACAUUUAGCGUCCCGGCCUCCACUGCACUCUGUGGCAAUGAAUUCCACAGGCCCACCACUCUCUGACUGAAGAAAUGUCUCCGUAUUUCUGUUCUGAAUUGACCCCCUCUAAUUUUCGGGCUGUGUCCACGGGUCCUAGUCUCCUCGCCUAAUGGAAACAAUUUCCUAGCGUCCACCCUUUCCAAGCCAUGUAUUAUCUUGUAAAUUUCUAUUAAAUCUCCCCUUAAUCUUCUAAACUCCAAUUAAUACAAACCCAGGAUCCUCAGCCAUUCAUGAGACCACUUGCUGCUGGGCAACCAAUUAGAUGUGUCUAUAAAUGUAAGAUCUUCCAGUACUUUCAUGUCAUAAAUCUCUUGUUGUCUUAAA